CAUCACAGCUUCGCCAAGUCGCGCUGUCGUCUAGAGCCACUAAACCCCAUCGCGACGCGACGCCGUCCAACGCGCGUACCACUAUCGUAGUUGAUUUUCUACGCUACAACCACCGAUUUUGGUCCUGGCGUCGCCGGAGCUCUCAGUAAGCAGCAAUCAAGGCAACCGGUGACCAGCAUAAGAAUUUCAUGGCGGCAGUAAAGUCUUACAAUGACUCCACUUGCCUCCGCCGCGGCCGCUUCGUUUUCAAGACGUUUUCACAUGGAGUUGAGGAAAUCAACAUAGGUAGAGAUGUGUACCGAAGUCUCAACAAAGAUAAGAAACGAGAGGACAAACUGAAAGAUAAGACCUCAGAAGGCUCGUCCCAUUUCCGCGACUGUCUUAUAGAAUGCAGAGAGCUGAACACUGCCAAAGAUUUUAUAUCAUUUUACGAGGAGAUUUUUCCUCUGGUACAAACACUUCCUCUAAUUAUCUUGCAGAAGGAUUUGAUUGUAUCAAGCCUUCUGUCUGUCUUGAAAAUGGAAAAGAGGCUCUCACUUGAGCCAAUAUUGAGGCUGAUUCCUGCUUUAUCUGAAGAUCUCUUGGGCGAUUUUACACCAUUUCUCUCAAGAAUUCUUGAUUCUUUGGAAUUGCUUCUUCAAAGUGGUGCUGAUAAGGACCCAGAGAUCAUUAAGCAGAUAUUCACAUCAUGGUCACAUGUAAUGAGAAAUCUGAAGAAGUAUCUUACAAUCGACCAUAUUCUCAGAAUCACGGAAAGCUUACGAUACUACCCUAAAGAUUGUGUUCAAGAAUUGAUGGCCGAGUCAGUGUCAUAUUUUUUAAGAAAAAGGAAGGCGCGAAUUCAGCAACUAAAGAAAUGUAUUCUGAAACUUAUGACUGAAGUUGUUGAGGAACCAUCGGAAAUGAGGAAAUCUGGGGUUAGUGCGCUACUAUCUCAUGCUAUGAGAAGUACCUCGUCAAGAUUGCACUCAACGGCUGAGACAUUAUUGGCACUUCUGGUUGAUGAAUCUUCCUUCAAUAUCAAUGGUCAAAGGGUUAAAGACUCAAGACCUGUUCUUGAAGUUCUUGUCCUGACCUUUGAGCGACUGCACGCCAAGCUGGAUCCAGUGGAACAUUCUUUCAUAUCAAAAUGCUUGAUGGAAAAGAUAACAGAGUCUUUGACAAACGGGAACUCUAAACACCUGACUCGCCUUUUGGCCCUGCUUGUUUCUACUUUGCAAAAUGAUUAUCUUGCCAAAAUUGCAGAUUCUGAAACAUUGAUCGAACUUAUCGGCAAGCUAGUGGAAACUUUUUUUGUUCCAUGUCUUACCAUGAAGAAUGUGGACCCACACUUCCAAGUUAUUGAAAAAGUUAUGCAACUAAUGCUUUGUGUAAUUGGUGGUCUCUCCAGUUCUAAGAAUAUGUCUGCUUUGCUGCGAGUUUGUUUACAGUGGGAGUUGGUGUUUGAUAUAGCAAGUGAAAGUCUACUGAUUUUCAUUGGAGAUCUUCUAACACUGGACCCCAGUAUUUACCAUGUCUUUGGAACAAAUAUAAUGCGUGCAUUUGAUAAUUUAAUAAAAAUGUAUGAUGAAGAAGUCUUGUAUUUAAUGAUGAAGUUCUGUGAGAAACUGGAAGCGACUGGCUCUAGCUUUUGGGAUGGGAAAUCCAAGGAGUUCUCAAGGAUCUUUGUAUUUUUUGAAGAGACUCUUCAUCACUGGAUUAAGGAAAUCAAUAUUUUUGUAAAAGGGAAUUUGCAUCCUGUUCAAAAAAAUAAGUUGGCUGUCUUAUGGGCUGUUAUUGGCUGCUAUUCUCAUUUAGCAGAUGGCCAAGAAAGUUCAUCCUUGUUAAUGGAGUUCAUAAAUUCAACUGACAAGCUUCUUAUGGUGGAAUCGAAGCCUGCAGGCUUCCAACAAAAUACUUGGUAUAGCUUGCUUGGGGCCGCAUUGUGUUCUUAUAACAAGUUGGCUUCUAGGAGGGGUAUUAAAGAGUCUACAAUGACAAAAUUCUUGGAUCUUGCAAAAAGAUAUAGGCUGUCACCUCACAUAUUAUCUGCUGUAGCAGAUCAUUUGAAAUCAGUCUCUGACGCAUCACAUGGGAAAGGUCGAUUGUAUCUUCCGGAGCAUAUAGUUGGAAAUUCACUGGCUGCUCUAGACAUUUUCUCUGACAAUCUAAGCCACUCCAAUAGAGAGAUCCGCCUUUCUACCCUGUGCAUACUGUGCCAUUAUGAAUCUAUACAUGAUCAAAAUUCAGAUAAGAAACAGCCUGUUGAAAAUAAUCCAGGAAUUGAUGUCUCUGAGACUAGUCUAGUGGAUGGGCCUGAUAAUAAUGUUCUUAGACUACUCAGUUCUGUUGAAGAGACUGCUAUUUCAAUUGCAACAAGCUGCACAGUUAUUCGACGAAUUUCUAAAUUACAGACGAGUUUGAGUGCUCAUAGAGUUGCUGAUCAGUAUAUAAUUGCAGCUUUAAAUGGAAUUUUUGGCAUACUUCAUAACCGAUUUAGCGAUAUCUGGAAUCCAGCUUUAGAGUGUCUCAAUGUCCUCGUAGGCCAAUAUUUUGGGAUCGUGUGGACCAGAUAUAUUAAUUAUCUCGAACAUUGUCAAUCUGAUUUUCUAGCAUCUCAUCACAAACAUGAUAGAGGCGAUAUUGACUCUACUGAGGACUCUGGUUUGAUUGGAUGCUUCAGGUCUGAUAUCAUUCGUGUAUUUGACAGUACUCCAUGUGCAACAAUUUUGUCCCUCUUGAUUCAGUCUUUACAGAAUGUUCCUUCAAUAGUUGAAUCUCACUCUCGCCAAAUAGUACCUCUAUUUCUUAAAUUUUUGGGUUACAGUGUUGAAGAACUCACAAGUGUUGAAUCUUUUGCACUGGAUCAUAAAGGGAAAGAAUGGAAGGGCGUUCUUAAAGAAUGGUUAAGUUUGUUCAGAUUGUUGCCCAAUCCUAGGGCUUUUUAUCAAGGUCGAUUUUUGAGAGAUGUUCUUCUGUACAGGCUUCUUGAUCAAAAUGAUGCUGAUUUACAGAUGAAAGUUCUUGAUUGCUUGUUGAACUGGAAGGAUGACUUUUUACUUCCAUACAGCAAGAAUUUGAAAAAUCUAGUUAAUGCAAAAGAUCUGCGGGAUGAGCUUGCAAGGUGGAGCUUAUCCAGAACCUCAAUGGGUUCUGUUGAUGAGCAACAUAGAAUUUCUCUUGUGCCUGUAGUCGUACGGAUACUAACACCCAAAGUUAGAAAUUUGAAAAUGCUUGGUACCCAGAAGAAUGCAUGCGUACAUCAUCGAAAGGCAGUUUUGGAAUUUUUGGCAGAGCUUGAUCUUGACGAGCUUCCUCUUUUCUUCUGGUUAAUAGUUAAGCCCUUACUUCCUGUCUCUCAUGGUGGUGAUGAAAUCAGCAAAAUUGUCUGGGCACCGUCCAAGAGUCCUAACUUCAAGAUUGAUGCAUCUCAUAUUUUGAUGCAUUUGACCUCAAAUAGCAUAGAAACUCUAUCUUGGAAAAAGAAAUAUGGUUUCCUGCACGUUGUUGAAGAUAUUUUGGCAAUUUUUGAUGAAUCUCGCCUUAAGCCCUUUCUUAAUCUACUGAUGACAUGUGUGGUUCUCAUCUCAUCUAGCUGCACAUCAGCUCUUGGCAGUCAAGAUUCCGAGGUUCAAGUCAAUGAUGAGAAUAAGAUCAAGGAGAGGAAGCAAAUUAGGGACUUGAGGUCCUUAAGCCUUAGGGUCAUAUAUCUUGUUCUUGAUAAGUACGAUGAUCAUGAUUUUGGAGAUGCAUUUUGGAACCUGUUCUUUACAUCAGUAAAAUCUUUGGUUGCUAAAUUUAAGAAGGAAGGUCUUUGUAUCCAAAAGCCAAGUUCACUAUUUAAUUGUUUUCUUGCAAUGAGUAAAAGUUACAAACUUGUUCCACUAUUAUCGAAGGAGGAGAAUCUUGUGCCUGACGUUUUCUCCAUGCUUAGUGUUCCACCAGCUUCAAAAUCCAUUUUGUCUUGUAUCUUGAAGUUCGUAAAAAACUUGUUGAAGCUUGAUAAUGCACUGGAUAGCCAAGAUGUCACUGUCAAAAGAGUUUUUCUUCCUCAUCUCAAUGAGCUUAUGCGCGGCUUGCAUUGUAUUUUCACCAAAGAAAAUGCGACUGAGAGGCCUCUGCUCAAAUUCCCGGUAAAAAGAGAUAUGACCAUCUUCAACUUGUUAUCAGAGUAUGUGAAGGAACCAUCAGCUGCUGAAACAUUUGUUGAUAUAUUGCUCCCAUUUCUUUCAAAGAAACGCCUUAAUUUUGAUACCUGCGUCAAUAUAUUGCAAAUCAUCGGCCGAGUGGUAACAGUCUUGGGAAGUGGCAGCAGUAAAAAGAUCUUGAAUUCGCUUUCCCCACUUCUUAUUUCAGCUGAUUUGGCUAUUCGUAACUCUAUAUGCGAUGUCCUUGAUGCUGUUGCUUCAAAUGAUUCUUCUUUGUUAACAUUGGCAAAAGUUCUUCGUGAACUAAAUGCAACCUCUGCAAUGGAGAUGGGUGGUCUUGACUAUGACAAAGUACUCUCUGCUUAUGAGAAGGUUAAUGUGAAUUUUUUUUAUACUAUUGAGAAAGAGCAUGCAUUGCCAGUCUUGGCUCAUGCAGUAAAUGACAUGUCAUCUGAAGAAAUGAUAUUACGGCAAAGUGCAUUCAGAUUACUGCUCUCCUUUGUUGAAUUUUGUGGCGAGAUUCUAAGUGGAUCUCUGGAAUCUGACGAAAUAUGGUCUAGAGCCAGUAUUCAGCCCAUAGUGAACAACUUUUUGUUUAAACAUAUGGGAAAUGCAAUGAACAAGGAAGGUGCUAGUAGAAAGGUCUGGCUUGAUUUGCUUCGGGAAAUGGUGCUGAAGCUUCCAAAGGAAGCAAACCUUGAUUCAUAUUGGGCCCUCUGUAGUGAUGAUGCUGAACAAGAUUUCUUCAAAAACAUAGUACACUUACAGAAACACAGGAGAGCGAGAGCACUCUCUCGCUUUAGCAACAUUGUCAGUUCAGGGAAUCUGUCCAAGGUCAUCACCUACCAAGUGUUUGUACCAAUGCUGUUCAGCAUGCUGUUUGAUGCACAAGAUGGGAAGGAUGAGCACAUAAGAAGUGCAUGUAUUGAUUCCCUGUCAUCAAUAUCUGGUUGCAUGAAGUGGAAUCAGUACUACGCCUUGCUAGCCAAAUGUUUUCGCUAUUUGGCACUAAAACCAGAUAAGCAAAAGCUUUUGUCGCGAGUUAUCUGUGCCAUUCUGGAUCAUUUCCAUUUUGAGGAAUCCUCUUUGAUCCAGAAAGCUACCGUAUCUGCUUCUGAUGCACCUGAUUCAUAUGCCAUUGGUAUGAACUCUUCAUCAACUCUGAUUAGGACCACUGAUCGGGGUGAACUACCAGUCAUACAGCAGAGUUUGCACAAAAAUAUUUUCCCCAAGAUUCAGAAGUUGUUGGUGUCUGAUUCUGGCAAGAUCAAUGUUAACAUCAGCCUGGUUGCACUGAAACUUCUAAAAUUGCUACCCGGUGAUAUCAUGGACUCUCAACUUCCAACUGUUGUUCACCGCAUUUCGAAUUUUCUAAAAGAUCGCUUGGAAAGUGUACGUGAAGAGGCUAGGUCUGCAUUGUCUGCUUGCUUAAAGGAAUUAGGAUUGGAGUAUUUGCAGUUUAUUGUCCAAGUCUUGAAGGGAAUACUGAAGAGAGGCUAUGAAUUACAUGUGCUAGGAUACACACUCAAUUUCUUGCUGUCUCAGUUCCUCACAAGUUCCAUUGGUGGAAAGUUGGAUUAUUGCUUAGGGGACCUCCUUUCUGUUGUAGAGAAUGAUAUUCUUGGGGGUGUUUCUGAUGAGAAAGAGGUCGAUAAAAUCGCUUCUAAAAUGAAAGAGACAAGAAAGCAGAAAUCUUAUGAAACUCUAAAAUUGAUUGCCCAGAAUGUCACUUUCAAAACUCAUGCUUUGAAACUUGUUUCCUCUGUUACAGUUCAUCUGCAUAAGCAGCAGCUCACCCAGAAGCUGAAGUUAAAAUUGGAGAACAUGUUAUAUCACGUAGCUGCUGGUAUUGAAUGUAAUCCAUCGGUGGAACAGACUGAGCUGUUUAUAUUUUCAUAUUGCCUCAUUAGAGAUGGAACUGGCGAUGAAUGUAAUGAACACGCAAAUGGUUCUAUUUCCUGGGCAGACAAUAGAGAUGAUGAGAGCGUCCAAACAGUUGCAUCCAAGAGAUUAGUGAAUGUCGAUCGACAAUUUUCUCAUAUGAUAACUGCAUUUGCUCUCGGAGUCUUGCAUAACUACUUGAAAAAACUGAAGCCUAACCCUGAGGAUGGUCAACUUAUAUCAUUGCUUGACCCUUUUGUCAGUUUAUUGGGUCAAUGUUUGAGUUCCAAGUAUGAUAACAUUAUAACAGCUGCAUUUAGAUGUUUCUCUUUGAUAGUAAGUCUGCCAUUGCCAUCACUUCAGUCGCAAGCUGACAAGAUAAAGAACUCUUUGUUGGUUAUAGCACAAGGUUCAGUCAAUGUUAACAGUCAGCUGGCGGAGUCAUGUAUGAAGUUGUUAACAACGCUUCUACGAAGCAAGAGAGUCACACUUUCAGCUGAUCAAUUGCGUAUGCUGAUCCAGUUUCCAUUGUUUGUUGAUUUUGCUAAAAGCCCCUCAUUCAUCGCCCUUUCACUGUUGAAGGCUAUCAUACACCGAAAGCUGGUUGUUCCUGAGAUAUAUGAUCUUGUGCGGAUUGUUGCAGAACUAAUGGUACAAAGUCAAGAUGAGCCUAUCCGUAAGAAGUGUAGGCAAAUCUUGCUUCAGUUUUUACUUGGUUAUCAUCUUUCUCAGAAGCUCAAGCAACACCAUCUAAAUUUCUUAAUGGAAAAUUUGAGUUACAAGCAUUCCAGUGGGAGGGAAUCUGUCCUAGAGAUGCUCCAUGCUAUUAUAUUAAAAUUUCCACGGAAUGAUGUAGAUGCACAAUCCCAAACACUGUUUGUACAUUUGGUCAUGUGUUUGGCGAAUGAUGAUGAAAGAAAAGUGCGUUCCAUGUCUGCUGCUGCAAUAACGUGUCUUGUUCGGCAUGUUAGCUCUCAUUCUCUUCACUUGAUACUUGAGCAUAGCCUUUCCUGGUACCUUGAUGGAAAACUGAGCCUACGGGCUGCUGCGGCACAGGUUUUGGGUUUACUAGUGGAAGUUACUGGAAAGAGAUUUCAAUUGCACCUCAUUAGAGUAGUUCCAGCAAUGAGAAACAUUCUUCAGUCUGCUGUGAGUGCGAGUCAAGAUGAUCCAGCUAUUCCAUUCUGGAAGGAGGCAUAUUAUUCGUUGGUUAUGUUAGAGAAGAUCCUAAGCCAAUUUCAUGACAUGUUCAUCGAUAGUGAGCUCGAGGAUAUUUGGGAAAUUAUGUGUGAAUUCCUGUUGCAUCCUCACAUAUGGUUGCGAAACAUAUCAUGCCGGAUUCUGUCCUCCUACUUCGCCGCAGUAACCAAAGUCACAGCAGGAGCAUUCCACCUCAUGAAACCCAGCAUACUUUUCCAUAUAGCUGUUUCUUUAUGCUGUCAACUGAAGGUGCCAUUCAACGACGACCACAAAACUGGCAUCAUUAUCAUGCAAAACCUUGUCUUCUCAGUUGCAGCUCUACAUUCCUCGUUACAGAACACGGAUGUUUCUAGUUUCUGGUCCAACCUGGACAACGCCGACAAAGAUCGUUUCCUUAAAGCUUUUGGUGUUCUUGAUCCAAGAAAAGGAAAGAGAACCCUUCAAUCCUAUAUUUCUGAUGCCAGUGGUGAACAUGAUCAAAACCAGCAUCCCUUUAUUUCCUAUUUGCUCCAGAGAAUGGGAAAGCUUACCUUUCAGAUGGAGGUCAAUCAGAUGAAAAUCGUGUUCAAGUUUUACAAAUCAAUAUCGCCAAAACUCCUGGAUUGCUACGGGGUAUCUGAUGAUGCCCGUAGCUUUGCGUAUCAGCUGUUGUUGCCAUUGUACAGGGUCUGCGAAGGCUACACAGGUCAAGUUAUUUCAGAUGAUCUGAAACAAGAAGCGCAAGAGGUGAGCGAAAGCAUAAGAGACAUCAUCGGAGUGCAGAAUUUCGUCCAAAUCUACAGCAAGAUACGCAAAAAUAUAAAGGCGAAGCGUGACAAAAGGAAACAAGCAGAGAAGGUGAUGGCAGUGGUGAAUCCAACACGAAAUGCCAAGAGGAAGCUCAGGAUUGCGGCCAAGCAUCAAGCUUACAAGAAAAGGAAGAUCACCUCCAUGAAAAUGGCUACAUAAUAUAUACUCCAUUUCUUUUGGUUUUUUUAAUUCUUGUGAAUUUUAUGGAUUUUUACAUUAUAAAUUAUCAAGUUAUGAAUAUUUUUAUAUUUAUAUGA
Salvia miltiorrhiza (redroot sage) is the source of this 8254-nucleotide messenger RNA. RefSeq lists its product as uncharacterized. The record is from RefSeq and is a predicted model, not a curated record. The coding region runs from base 189 to 8156 and encodes 2655 amino acids. Lineage: Eukaryota; Viridiplantae; Streptophyta; Magnoliopsida; Lamiales; Lamiaceae. Gene Ontology annotation, cellular component: 90S preribosome; small-subunit processome; nucleolus. The transcript has 30 exons.